CCAGGCGAGGGGAGUGCCUGUACUUGCAGCUCCACCCUCCAGGCCCGAGGGCCCACUGGCCCGGGAGCGGUCUAGCUGAGAUGACGGUCAAGCUGGAUUUUGAGGAGUGUCUUAAGGACUCACCCCGCUUCCGAGCCUCUGUCGAGCUGGUGGAAGCCGAAGUGUCAGAAUUGGAGACCCGGCUGGAAAAGCUCCUCAAACUGGGGAAUGGCCUCCUGGAAAGUGGGCGGCACUACCUUGCCGCCAGCCGGGCCUUCAUCGUGGGCAUUUGUGAUCUCGCCCACCUGGGACCACCAGAGCCCAUGAUGGCGGAGUGUCUGGACAAAUUCACUCAGAGCCUGAGCCACAAGCUGGACAGCCAUGCUGAGCUCCUCGAUGCUACCCAGCACACAUUGCAGCGGCAAAUUCAGACCUUGGUCAAGGAAGGUCUCCGGAGCUUCCGAGAGGCUGGCCGGGAUUUCUGGCGGGGGGCUGAGAGCCUGGAGGCUGCUCUUAUCCACAACGCAGAGGUUCCCAGGCGCCGGGCCCAGGAGGCAGAAGAGGCUGGAGCCGCUUUGAAGGUCGCUCGAGCCGGGUACCGGGGCCGGGCCCUGGACUAUGCCCUGCAGAUCAAUGUGAUUGAGGACAAGAGGAAGUUUGACAUCAUGGAGUUUGUGCUGCGUUUGGUGGAGGCCCAGGCUACCCAUUUCCAGCAGGGCCACGAGGAGCUGAGCCAGCUGGCCCAGUAUCGCAAGGAGCUGGGUGGCCAGUUACACCAGCUGGUCCUGAAUUCAGCCCGCGAGAAGAGGGACAUGGAGCAGAGACACGUGCUGCUAAAACAGAAGGAGCUGGGUGGGGAGGAGCCAGAGCCAAGCCUAAGGGAGGGGCCUGGUGGCUUGGUCAUGGAAGGACAUCUCUUCAAAAGGGCCAGCAAUGCAUUUAAGACCUGGAGCAGACGCUGGUUCACUAUUCAGAGCAACCAACUGGUCUAUCAGAAGAGGUACAAGGACCCUGUGACCGUGGUGGUGGAUGACCUCCGUCUCUGCACAGUGAAGCUCUGUCCUGACUCAGAAAGACGGUUCUGCUUUGAGGUCGUGUCCCCCAGCAAGUCCUGCCUCCUGCAGGCUGACUCAGAGCGCCUCAUGCAGCUGUGGGUCAGCGCCGUGCAGAGCAGCAUCGCCACAGCCUUCAGCCAGGCUCGCCUUGAUGACAGCCCCCGGGGUCCAGGGCAGGGCUCAGGACACCUGGCCAUAAGCUCCUCUGCCACGCUGGGCCCUGGCGGGUUGACCAGGGGAAGGGAGCCUGGUGGAGUGGGGCAUGUGGCAGCCCAGGUGCAGAGCGUGGAUGGCAACGCCCAGUGCUGUGACUGCCGGGAGCCCGCCCCCGAGUGGGCCAGCAUCAACCUCGGCGUCACCCUCUGCAUUCAGUGCUCCGGCAUUCACAGGAGCCUUGGAGUUCAUUUCUCCAAAGUCCGGUCUCUGACCCUUGACUCAUGGGAGCCGGAACUCGUGAAGCUCAUGUGUGAGCUGGGAAAUGUCGUCAUAAACCAGAUCUAUGAAGCCCGUGUGGAGGCCAUGGCUGUGAAGAAGCCAGGACCCAGCUGCUCCCGGCAAGAGAAGGAGGCCUGGAUUCAUGCUAAAUACGUGGAGAAGAAGUUCCUGACCAAGCUUCCUGAGAUUCGAGGGCGAAGAGGUGGCCGGGGGCCCCCCAGGGGGCAUCCUCCUGUGCCCCCAAAGCCGGGGCUUAUCAGGCCCAAGCCGGGGAGCUUCAGAUCCAAGCCAGAACCCCCCUCUGAGGACCUGGAGAGCCUGCACCCCGGGGCCCUGCUCUUUCGAGCUGCUGGGCACCCUCCAUCCCUUCCCACCAUGGCUGACGCCCUUGCCCAUGGAGCCGAUGUCAACUGGGUCAACGGGGGUCAGGAGAAUGCCACACCGCUGAUCCAGGCCACAGCUGCUAAUUCUCUUCUGGCCUGUGAGUUUCUCCUCCAGAACGGGGCAAACGUGAACCAGGUGGACAACCGAGGCCGGGGCCCGCUCCACCACGCAACCAUUCUUGGCCACACGGGGUUGGCCUGCCUGUUUCUGAAACGGGGGGCCGAUCUGGGAGUUCGAGACUCUGAAGGCAGAGACCCCCUGACCAUCGCCGUGGAAACAGCCAACGCUGACAUCGUCACUCUGCUACGAUUGGCAAAAAUGAGGGAGGCCGAUGCGGCCCAGGGCCAGGCUGGAGAUGAGACAUAUCUUGACAUCUUCCGUGAUUUCUCUCUCAUGGCAUCCGACGACCCGGAGAAGCUGAGCCGGCGUAGUCAUGACCUCCACACGCUUUGAUCCCAGGCCUUCAAGGGCUUGCACCCCCAUCCCUUCCCUCCCCAUCGCCCACUCUUUCCAUUAAAGCCUUUGUGCUUUGCU
Cervus elaphus (red deer) is the source of this 2387-nucleotide messenger RNA. RefSeq names its product ArfGAP with coiled-coil, ankyrin repeat and PH domains 1 (gene ACAP1). Gene Ontology annotation, cellular component: cytoplasm. Bases 81 to 2306 code for a protein of 741 amino acids. Gene Ontology annotation, molecular function: protein binding; GTPase activator activity. The record is from RefSeq and is a predicted model, not a curated record. NCBI's taxonomy places the organism in Eukaryota, Metazoa, Chordata, Mammalia, Artiodactyla, Cervidae. The transcript is spliced from 22 exons.